Messenger RNA from Pyrus x bretschneideri (Chinese white pear), 2691 nucleotides. RefSeq names its product pentatricopeptide repeat-containing protein At3g49740. Gene Ontology annotation, biological process: RNA modification. The record is from RefSeq and is a predicted model, not a curated record. Gene Ontology annotation, molecular function: RNA binding; protein binding. Lineage: Eukaryota; Viridiplantae; Streptophyta; Magnoliopsida; Rosales; Rosaceae.
AGCACAAAUACUGGGAAACGAUUUAAAAAUUUUAAAAUGAAAGGAAGCUUAAACGGCGUUUAAACGUACGCCCGAAUGGCGGGAACCAACGGUUGAAGCUUCUUCUUCAAGCAAGACCUGCAAAAACCAUCAGAUUUUACCAAUGCAGUCCCUGAAAAUACCCAAAAUUCAAGAGAUCGAUGAAGUUCCACUUCUACAAAGAACCCACAAAAACCCUUACCCAAGUCGCCACUAAGCAGAUCCUCAAACUGAACCAAACGCUCGCCAACCUCACUCGCUCGCACCGUUACUCAGAGGCCCUCCAGCUUUUCACCCAAAUCCACUCCUCUCCGUCCGUAAGACCGGACCACUACACGCUCUCUUCGGCCGUCACCGCCUGCGCCAAUUGCCGCGACCUUGCUUUCGGAACCCAACUCCAUGCCCACGCCAUCCAGUCUGGCCUCAAAGCCUACCCUCACGUAGCCAACACCCUGCUCUCGCUCUAUGCGAAAGCCGAAGACUUGACUUCUGUGAAAUGGGUUUUCGACAUGAUUGAAAACCCAGAUGUUUAUUCGUGGACCACGCUGUUAUCGGCUUGUUCAAAAUUGGGGCAUGUGGAUUAUGCCUGUGAGGUGUUUGAUAAAAUGCCCCAAAAGGGUAGUGUAGCGAUUUGGAAUGCAAUGAUUACCGGGUGUGCAGAGAAUGGGUUUGAUGAGGUUGCUAUUGAUUUUUUUUGUGAAAUGCAUAGGAUGGGUGUUAUGCAUGAUAAUUAUGGUUUUGCUACUGUUUUGAGUUUGUGUGGUUUGGGGGUCUUAGGUUUUGGGAGGCAGGUGCAUUCUUUAGUGCUUAAAACCGGGUUUUUGGGUAGAAGUUCUGUUGUUAACGCUCUGAUAACUAUGUAUUUUAACUGCAGAAGUGUUUCAGAGGCAUUUUAUUUAUUUGAAGAAGCGGAAGGUGCAAUAUAUGAUCAGAUUACUUUUAAUGUGAUGAUAAAUGGUUUGGUGAGUGCCGAAAGAGAUAAAGAAGCUUUGGAAAUGUUCAAAUUGAUGCAAGAGGCAUGUCUUAGGCCUACCGAGCUGACUUUUGUAAGUGUCAUGACCUCAUGUUCAACUGCAAGAGUUGCCAACCAUGUACUUGCCCAAGCUGUUAAGUCGGGUUUCGAAACUUUUACUUCUGUGAGCAAUGCAGCAAUAACCAUGUAUUCUGGUUGUGGAGAUUUGCAUGCUGCUUACCAGGUUUUUCAGACAUUGGAGGAGAAGGAUCUCAUAUCAUGGAACACCAUGAUCUCGACUUAUGCUCAAGGGAAUGACAGUAAAUUAGCCAUCUUGGUCUACCAGCAAAUGCAGAGGGCAGGGGUCAAACCAGAUGAGUUUACUUUUGGAAGUUUGUUAGCAAGCUCGGAGUUGAUUGAGAUCUUGCAAAUGGUUCAAGCCCUUGCACACAAAAAUGGGCUUAUCCUUAAGAUCUACGUUUCAAAUGCAUUGGUAUCUGCAUAUGCUAAGCUGGGUCUGAUUGAUCUGGCCUAUCCAGUAUUCGAAGAUAUCGAGUCCAAAAAUUUGAUCUCCUGGAAUGCUAUUGUUUCCGGAUUCCUGUUGAAUGGAUUGGUAAAAGAAGGGCUAGAGCAAUUUUCUAAUCUACUAAUGUCAGAACACAGGCCAGAUGUGUGUACCUUGAGUAUUAUUUUGAGCAUUUGUUCAAGCACAUCAGCAUUGAAAGACGGAAAACAAGUUCAUGGCUACAUUCUCAAAUUUGGGUUUUCGCAUCAGAUGUGCUUAGGUAAUGCCCUCAUCACCAUGUAUGCUAAAUGCGGCGUUAUAGAUUGGUCCGUAAGAGUUUUCAAUGCAAUGACUCAAAAGGAUACAGUCUCUUGGAAUUCCCUGAUAGCUGCUUAUGCACAGCAUGGGCAAGGAAAUGAAGCUGUGCGCUGUUUUGAGGCAAUGCAAGACGCAUCUGCAGUCAAACCAGAUAAGGCCACCUUUACGGCAGUCCUUUCCGCUUGCAGCCAUGCUGGUCUAGUUGUUGAUGGUACCCGAAUUUUCAAUUCCAUGAUUCAUAAUUAUGGCUUUAUACCUGAAGUUGAUCACUUUUCAUGUAUAGUUGACCUUCUUGGUCGUGCUGGGUAUCUUGAUGAGGCGAGAAACUGAAUAAACAGCAAGCAAAUUGAAGCACAUCCAAACAUUUGGUGGACACUAAUCAGUUCUUGUGCAGCACAUGGAAAUUUAAGGCUAGGACGAACAGUUGCUGGGUUUCUCCUUGAAACUGAACAAAAUAAUCCGACAGUUUACGUGCUUCUGGCCAGUAUUUAUGCAGCUGCUGGUCAAUGGGAAGAAGCAGCUAAUGUGAGAGAAUUGAUGAACAGAACAAGGGUUCCGAAGAUUCCUGGAUUGAGUUGGAUUAAGUCAUAAAAACAUGCAGGGUCGACUGGAAACCAAACCAAGCCUCGUCGUGCCAUUCUAAAGUACUAAUCAUAGUGGAAGCCUUACAAGAUUCAUUUUAUUUGACACUCAGCACUGCCAUUGAUGAAGUUAAUGCUUCCGUGAUCAACGAAUGAAGACGUAGCAGUAAAAAGGUACUGACUGGUUUAUCUCGACUCUUGACAGCAACAAGUCUGAAGCAUGCCACUGCCUUGCCCUCCCCCAUCAUUUUCUGUAGCUUACUCGGCAGGAGGAGCUCUAUGAUAAGCUGGAAUAGUAGCUGGAAAGAACAUCUGUC